Messenger RNA from Pseudonaja textilis, 1656 nucleotides. It is a transcript of the gene LACTBL1, whose product is annotated as lactamase beta like 1. The record is from RefSeq and is a predicted model, not a curated record. Lineage: Eukaryota; Metazoa; Chordata; Lepidosauria; Squamata; Elapidae.
UUUGUAGUCAUGACCAGCUGCUUCCUGUGGCAAUAUAGUCUGCCCAAAGUGGAGUCCGGUUCAAUCAAUACAGAGGCCAAACCAGCAGCUGUGGAGAUGUGUCCCCGUUACCCAGAACCUGUCCAGCUGGAUCACCCCAUUCCAAUCCUAAAAGAUGCUCUGGAAAAGGUGGACCUUCUCCUCCGGCACAAAAUCCGCAACCCCGGCCUUCCAGCUUUGUCGGCCAUUGUCAUCUACAACGACACCGUCUUGUGGACCGGCAACUUUGGGAAACGCAACAUCUCCAGCGACUUCUCAGGCCUCCCCAAUGAAUAUUCCAUUUACAGGAUCGGAAGCAUCUCCAAGUUGUUCCCAACCCUCAUGCUGCACAAGCUUUGGGAGGAAGGGAAGAUAACGUCCCUCGACGAUUCCUUGGAGUGCUACGCCCCAAAUUUCUCCAUCAAAAACCCCUUGGGGCAGCUCAAGGAAUCCAGACUGCCCUCUUCAAGGGACGGGAGGAGUUAUUUCGAAGACAAACCGCUACCCCGCAGGCCUUCUUCGGUCACCCUGAGAAGGAUGGCCAGCCAGCUGUCAGGGCUUCCCCGGCGCUUGAGGUCCACCAGCCUCGUGUGGAAAGGAAGCACCCAAGAAGUGUUAGCUCUUCUCCGAGAUGACAUCUUGGUGGCCGAUCCAGGCACUCGGUGCCAUUAUAGUAACCUGGCCUUCUCGCUCUUGGCUCAUGUAUUAGCUGAGCAGGUGGCCAAGACCGAGUACCAGGACUGGGUCUCUGAGAACAUCCUUGACCGCCUGGGCAUGGAGGACACGGGCUUCGAUAUCACGCCCAACGUCCACUCCAGGAUGACCGUCGGAGUCUACGGCAGUGGAGAAGUGGCUCCUCUCUACGACCUGGGCUGGUAUAGACCUUCCGGCCAGAUGUUCUCCACAGCGGCCGAUCUGGCCAAGUUGGCCAUGGUCUUCUUGGGCUCCUAUCACCGGCAUCUUCUUGAGCCCGAGACCCUGAAGGUCAUGUCGACGCCGCUCUUGACGUGCUCCAGGGACUACUUUGCCAACAAGACGGGCACCCCUUGGGAGAUUAACGAGCAGAUGGGUUACGACCUCCUCCGGAAGGAUGGAGACAUCGAUGGCUUCUCGGCUACCUUCUCCCUGGUCCCCAAACUCUGCCUGAGCUUCAUCGUCUUGAUGGCCGGUCCUCGCCCCCAAGGAGGAGACCUCGUAACCCAGGUCUACGAGUACCUCAUCCCCUCCCUGGAAUCUGCUUUUCGGGAAGUCGAGAAGAAGCUCAACCCUCCACCGAGCCCUGUUCCCUAUGUGGGCUACUACACUUUCUCCAACUUGACCUUCUACGAGAUCAAGGUCGGGUCCAGAGGAGAGCUGUUGAUGCAGCAGUUCGGGCCUCAUAUCAAGAAGGUCAUCCCUGAAGAAUACCGGACCAUUAAGCUCCAUCACCUUCAAGACCGCAUCUUCCAGGUAGUCUUCGAGAAGGAAUUUCCAUGCGUCCUGAAGGUAGGGCCCGCCUCGAUUUCCCUCGAGGCCCAGGACGGGCAACUUUUCAACUUCUACCCGUUUGACCCCAAGGGGCUCUCUCCUGGCUUCGAUGUCCCAGGGUUGAAUACCUACAACAUCCUCCGUCUUCAAAGGAGACCUGUCUUCUCCUAA